UUUGGAGGGCUGGGCCGGGUUGGAGGGCCGAAGGGCCUUGAGGCGUCGGGGGUCUUCCCCUGCAGGGUGGGUGGGGGCUUUCACCACGUGGCUUCGCCUUUUUUUUUUCCGCUCCAUUUUUUUUCAAGUCGAUUUUAUUUAGAGGCGGCGCCAGGGCGGCCGCGGAGAAACGUGACACACCAGCCCUCUCGGAGGGGUUUCGGACAGAAGGGAAGGAGCCGCGCCGCGUCGUCCGCCUCCCAGCGCGCCGCGGGCACUUCUCCCGGGCCUCCCCGAACUCUCCCGCGACCUCUGCGCGCCCUCCGGCCGCCCCCCCCCGCCACCGCCCCGGCUCCGGACAACUUCAGGGGUAGGGUGCAAAGAAAGUUUGCGUCUGCUGCCGCCGCCUCCCGCCUCGGCCUAGGAGGCUCGCCGCCUGCGCCCGCCCGCUCGGCCUUGCCCGGGACCGCGUCCUGCCCGAGACCGCCACCAUGAACAAGCUGUACAUCGGCAAUCUCAACGAGAGCGUGACCUCCGCGGACUUGGAGAAAGUGUUUGCGGAGCACAAGAUCUCCUACAGCGGCCAGUUCUUGGUCAAAUCCGGCUAUGCCUUCGUGGACUGCCCGGACGAGCACUGGGCGAUGAAAGCCAUCGAAACUUUCUCCGGGAAAGUGGAACUGCAAGGAAAACGCCUAGAGAUUGAACACUCGGUUCCCAAAAAACAAAGGAGUCGGAAAAUACAGAUCCGAAAUAUUCCACCCCAGCUUCGAUGGGAAGUACUGGACAGCCUGCUUGCUCAGUAUGGGACAGUAGAGAACUGUGAGCAAGUGAACACUGAGAGUGAGACCGCGGUGGUGAAUGUCACCUAUUCCAACCGGGAACAGACCAGGCAAGCCAUCAUGAAGCUGAACGGCCAUCAGCUGGAGAACCACGCCUUGAAAGUCUCCUACAUUCCCGAUGAGCAGAUAGCACAGGGUCCUGAGAACGGGCGCCGAGGAGGCUUUGGCUCUCGGGGUCAGCCCCGCCAGGGCUCCCCUGUGGCAGCAGGGGCCCCGGCCAAGCAGCAGCAAGUGGACAUCCCCCUGCGGCUCCUGGUGCCCACCCAGUAUGUGGGCGCCAUCAUUGGCAAGGAGGGUGCCACCAUCCGCAACAUCACAAAACAGACCCAGUCCAAGAUCGACGUGCACAGGAAAGAGAACGCAGGCGCUGCUGAGAAGGCCAUCAGCGUCCACUCGACCCCCGAGGGCUGCUCCUCUGCCUGUAAGAUGAUCUUGGAGAUUAUGCACAAGGAGGCAAAGGACACCAAAACGGCUGACGAGGUUCCCCUGAAGAUCCUGGCCCAUAAUAACUUCGUGGGGCGUCUCAUUGGCAAGGAGGGGCGCAACCUGAAGAAGGUGGAGCAGGACACAGAGACAAAAAUCACCAUCUCCUCGCUGCAGGACCUCACCCUCUAUAACCCCGAGAGGACCAUCACCGUGAAGGGGGCCAUUGAGAACUGCUGCAGGGCAGAGCAGGAGAUCAUGAAGAAAGUUCGGGAAGCCUAUGAGAAUGACGUGGCUGCCAUGAGUCUGCAGUCUCAUCUCAUCCCCGGCCUGAACUUGGCUGCUGUGGGUCUUUUCCCAGCAUCGUCCAGUGCAGUCCCACCGCCCCCCAGCAGCGUCACCGGAGCCGCUCCCUACAGUUCCUUUAUGCAGGCUCCGGAGCAGGAGAUGGUGCAGGUGUUCAUUCCUGCCCAGGCGGUGGGCGCCAUCAUCGGCAAGAAGGGGCAGCACAUCAAACAGCUCUCUCGUUUCGCCAGCGCCUCCAUCAAGAUUGCUCCUCCUGAAACUCCUGACUCCAAAGUUCGUAUGGUCAUCAUCACUGGACCCCCAGAGGCCCAAUUCAAGGCUCAGGGAAGAAUUUAUGGAAAACUCAAAGAGGAGAACUUCUUUGGUCCCAAGGAAGAAGUAAAGCUGGAGACACACAUCCGGGUGCCAGCGUCGGCAGCUGGCCGGGUCAUCGGCAAAGGUGGCAAAACGGUGAAUGAGCUGCAAAAUUUGACUGCAGCUGAGGUGGUGGUGCCAAGAGACCAGACCCCUGAUGAGAACGACCAGGUCAUCGUCAAGAUCAUCGGGCAUUUUUAUGCCAGCCAGAUGGCUCAGCGGAAGAUACGAGACAUCUUGGCCCAAGUCAAACAGCUGCACCAAAAGGGACAGAGUAACCAGGCCCAGGCUCGGAGGAAGUGACCAGCCCCCUCCCGUCAUGUCGACUCAAGGACAACAGGCUGAAAUCGAGAGCAUGUUCUCCCCAGCAGGCCUGAGAAUGAGUGGGAAUCAGGGACACUUGGGCCGGGAUGUGUGUAGAUCAGGUUUGCCCACUUGGCUUGAGAAAGAUGUUCCAGUGAGGAACCCUGAUCUCUCAGCCCCAAACACCCAACCAAUUGGCCCAACACUGCCCACCCCUCAGGGUGUCACCGUGGAAAUUCUAGCUCAGGGUGCUUUUAAACGUGGAUUGUUUAAGUUCUCCAAGUCCCACCAAGAGGGUGGGUCAGACCCCAGUGGGAAGAGAAAUAAAAUUUCCUUCAGGUUUUUAAAACAUGUAGAGGGGUGCUUUGAUCAGCCUCAAAGGAUGGUUUUCUUCUUGACCCUGAAAUCCUUCCAGCCUUGUCCUACUUGGUUUUAUUGAUUAAAAUACCUCUAUUCUCGUGCCCUGACAUAGCCUCUUCCUACAUUCACGCUGUCCUGUCUUAACCGCUGCCAGCAGAAGUGGGAACCAGUGCAUUGCUUUCCUUACAUUAUUGAUUCAAAGGGAGAAGACACGCCAGCAUCUGCAGUUUAAUUCCAAUCCCUUCCUAACCAACCAGUAGGCACAACAAGGAAUAGAGAGAGAAUGGGGGAGAAACAUGAUUAAAAUUUAUAGUAAUCCACGUUUAAAAGGAGUGCCCUUGUGGCUGAUCUAGUCCAGAUCACCACCUUGAAAAAUUGGCACAGGUGAAAUUUGCCCCUCUGUUGGGGCUUCCCCACAAGAUUCCUCACCCCAUUCAUGUCCCUCUAACCAUGUGAGUCCCACCUCAUGUCCAGGUGCACCUGGGUGGUGCUAAGUGCUCAGCAGGGUGGGGCCGACCACUGUACUGUCCCUGAUUCCCAUCAUUCUCAGGCAGAUUUUAUAUUUUUUUAAAGUCUAUUUUAAUGAUUGGAUAUGAGCACUGGGAAGGGGAUACUAAAUCCCCUUGAUAAAGUCUCAGUUCCAUGGAGGGCUUGAGUGACCCUAAAGGCUGCCACUGUGCCCUCACCCCGGCCCAUGUGCUCCCAGAAGGGCUGGUUCCCAGAAGCAGGGGUUGCGGGGCACUCCCCCCCACGGCACUGUUCCCUUGGUGGUGGUGGGACGUGGAACCCGACCCUCAGCUCCUGAUAAAGCUGAAGUCCAUCAUUUGGCAUAUAUUAUGAAUAUUCAGUAACUUGGAGAGUAUUUGCUUCUGUUUUUAUCCUAGAGGCAUAUUUAACUGAUGGCUUCUGUCUCCACGAGUCAUUGGCAUGAUGUAAUGUGUGCCUAAAAAAAGAAAA
This is a messenger RNA of Vicugna pacos (alpaca), 3521 nucleotides long. RefSeq names its product insulin like growth factor 2 mRNA binding protein 1 (gene IGF2BP1). The record is from RefSeq and is a predicted model, not a curated record. Gene Ontology annotation, molecular function: RNA binding. NCBI's taxonomy places the organism in Eukaryota, Metazoa, Chordata, Mammalia, Artiodactyla, Camelidae.